This is a messenger RNA of Belonocnema kinseyi, 1438 nucleotides long. RefSeq names its product protein phosphatase 1 regulatory subunit 36-like. Lineage: Eukaryota; Metazoa; Arthropoda; Insecta; Hymenoptera; Cynipidae. The coding region runs from base 111 to 1409 and encodes 432 amino acids. The transcript has 6 exons. Gene Ontology annotation, biological process: negative regulation of phosphatase activity. The record is from RefSeq and is a predicted model, not a curated record. Gene Ontology annotation, molecular function: phosphatase binding.
AUGGAUCCAUUUUCUUGUCACCUCAAAUAACCUUUAAUAAAAUUUCAAGACGUUUCCGAAUAUUAUGUUUUAUUUAGCCACAAGUGAAUAUUUUUGAAAUUAAAAAAAAAAUGGGAGAGAGAAAAUUUGUGUGGGAUGAAUUUCAUGAAGGAAUAACUCUCUUCGGAAGAAUUACAAAGCAGGAAGACGAGCAGAAAAAUAUUAAAGGAAGACCAUCAUAUAUUAAAAAUGAAGCUAGAAUUUUUUGUCCGCAUUCCUACCUAGUGCUCAAUUUUCAAGAAUCGUUGAAUCCAACCGAAGAGAUGAAGUUCAAGAGACAUUUUAUGAGAAAAAUCACACCCAUGGAACCGGAUAUUAUUAUUCUUCAGGAUAUCAAGAAUCUCGUUUUGUACUUAAUAACCCGUCAACUCAGUGUGGAAUUUAUUCAGUUUUUUCACAGACCAAUAGUCGAUCGAUUUUUGAGAGCUCUUAUUAUUUAUUUUCAAUUUUUCACCGAAACUUGGGAAGAAUUGAUGGAGACGAGAAAUGCGACUGAGAAAAAAGCGGAAAAUCCUUUAACGAGAGGAAGUGCCUUGAAAAGAGCUGAUGACUUAAAUUGUUUGCGUUGCAUUUUGGGUAAAGAGUAUUCAAACAUAAUUACUGGAGGUGAAAAUGGGGCUCGUUACCAUCACAUGAUGGCGGGUGAAAAAUCUCUAAUUCAGUCCCAAAAUGAAAAAGAUUUACGAAUUUUUGAAACGCUGAUUGGGGUUUCUCAUCGAGUUGUAUGGAUUGCUCUCAAGCGGCAAUAUUUUCACUUAAUAGAAAUAGAAUUACAGAGACUUUUUAGAACAGAUGCUUAUAAUACCGCUGGAAGAAAAAAUCCUGGAUUUUAUAAAAAUAUUCAAGAGAACGAAAUUUUGGAAUUGCAUGGUCCAAAAAUGUUACCAAGAAGGAAACUUCUAAGAAAUUCUCCUUUGCCUUAUCAAGUCGUCUACACCGAAUGUGAUUUUCGUCUUUUGGCUCUAGACGUCUUGAAUUCGAAAGAUCCCCGUAUUAAUUACCUACAAAACGCCCUUCUUCUGCAUGAAGAAAAAUUGACUGAAUUUGGAAUUGAAGUUGGUAUUCUCGGAAUGCCCCGUUCAAAUUUCGACAUUUUUCUACUGCCAUUGAAAGAGGGAGAAUCUGAGCGACAGAACAACCAAAAAUUUGAAGAAUAUUCACCAUUAGGAAAAAAACAGAAGCAAGAGAGAAAAAUUCCACCUUUUGGAUCAGAUUUCGAGUUGGACUUCCAAUUUCUACCGGAACCAAUAAUUACAAGUAAAAUGAAGAGGUCACGUAUGGAAGAAAAGAAAAAGUGGAUUGAACGUGUUUUAAGUUAUCGUUUAAAUAAAAAAUUGGAUACACCUUCUGCGACAGUGACUUGGGAAUAAAAUUAUAUUAUAUUCUUUUAAAAAUAGUU